Messenger RNA from Leguminivora glycinivorella, 747 nucleotides. Its product is annotated as beta-1,3-glucan-binding protein-like. NCBI's taxonomy places the organism in Eukaryota, Metazoa, Arthropoda, Insecta, Lepidoptera, Tortricidae. The transcript has 4 exons. The record is from RefSeq and is a predicted model, not a curated record. Bases 22 to 741 code for a protein of 239 amino acids. Gene Ontology annotation, molecular function: carbohydrate binding.
UUUCUUCUCGUCAAUAUCAAAAUGGCAGUCAAGGAGCUAUGUUGUGUGUUCGUGCUAACGUUGUUCUGCAUCAGCACAAGGGCUGAUAGGGGUUACAUUGUUCCUGAACCGACCAUCCAGGUUUUCCAGCCGAAAGGUUUUCGGGCUAUCAUUCAUGACUCCCCCAGCGUGGCAUACUCGUACUUCCUCAUCCAAGGUCAACUGCUCAAGAAGGGCAGCUCCGAGAAAGUAGACUUCCAUGGUGGAGAGACCAGGUCUCCCAUCGAGAUCGAUGGCAACAAAUUCUGGGUAGUGGAUCUUCCCGAGGUCCAACUGGAAAAGGGAGACCGGCUUGAGUACCUCGCGUUCGUGGCUAUUAAGAGCGAUGGGUACAUUAGGGAAGGUCUCGUUUACACAGUUGAUGAAUUCACCAAAUUCACCGAACUACCCCAUAGGCCCGUACACCCUCAGUACGAGACCGAGACUACGACCACCAAAGACUGUGAACCCUCUAUCACCCGUCUGCAGAAGGGAGCCACCGCUUGCAAGGGCCAAGUCGUGUUUGAAGACAAAUUUGACUCGCUCAACAAGGAUGUAUGGCAGGUUGAACAUUACAUCCCUACGGACCACCCUGAAGUUCCCUUCGUGUCUUACCAGAGUUCAGCCAUAUCUGUUCAGAACGGAGAGCUGCAUAUUUCUAUUUCGGAGCAAUUUAAUGAAACCGCUUCUUUACAUUCCAACUUGGAUCUCAACACUGGGUAAGAAUAA